AUGGCGUCCUCACGGUCAUCCAGCCCAGACACCGCUUCUAGCGCAGAUCUCCAACUCCCAGUCGACAUCAGCGCUAGUCCUAACUCGCCUGCCUAUGCACCUGAUAUGGACAGUCUGAAGACCGUGAGUUUCGCAAGGUUGCGCGACUUCAGUAAUUGGAGAGACAGCAAAUUCUUGACGUAUCGAUGUUUCACUUACGCGGGAGAUGAAGUUCAAACGAAAGACUUCAUCCUUGGAGAGUUUGAAGAGAUACAGAAAGCCAUGUCUGAAUUGGAUGAUGAUCAUAUACACAUUCUCAAUGCAACUCCUCGGAGUGUGUUUCUUCUUUAUGCCAGCGAACUACGCGAGUUAUCCCAAAGUCUCGGCCUUGCGCCGUGGAUCUCAUAUGGUCUAGAGUACAACGUCCUCAGAGGACUAGGCCGGAGGCUUUACGGUUCCCACUACGAUAUCUGGUUUACCCUUCCACUGGUAGAUGCCGGCGUAGAUAACUUCACCCAUCCAGGUCAAGAACUUCAUUCUCUUCCAGUUGACUCUUCCGAAGGUGUGACCCAUUUAUAUGAAGACGCAGGCAUGUUCUAUCUAAGCUUCGACAAAAAGACGAGACAAACACGUAUUCUAUACUCGAGCGCAAUCCCUGCUGGUCAAAAGUUAGCAUCUGCUUGUGACAACGCAGAAGAACUUGGUGUACGGGAUGACCCGUUUACGUUUGUCACGUGCGCUUUGAGCUCAAUUCUUCAGGAUCAGGGCAUGAAUGCACACUCUUUCUCUGCUCUCAUUAGCAAAAUGGAAGAUUACAGCAAUUCACUCAGGUUUGAGAUUGCAGAGAAUGAAGAGACAAAAGUGAAAGAGACGGCGAUCCAACUGAGAAAGUCGUUGCCGUACCUAGAGAAGAUCUUGGAGUCGGUGGACUGCACGAUACAGAUAAUCGAGGAUACCAUCAGCGAGCACAAGGACUGUAGAGAACUGCUAUCCAUUCCCAAGCAGCAUUUCCUCCGUGUCGAAAAGAACUUGCAGACUCUCCGCUCACAGGCGAUCUCCUUCAAGAGCUACCAAGACACACGCAUCAGAAGAAUCAAUGUCUGCUUAUCAACGCUCUCAUCUCUUUUGAGCCUCAGAACAGACAGCGCUAUCAAGGCCAGUACUGAAGCAAUGACAAGAUUGACGGAAGCGAAUCGAGAAGAUAGUGGUAGGAUGAACGACAUCGCAAUCGCUACGAAGCUCGAUAGCGAGGCUAUGAUCACCAUUGCCAAACUCACCAUGUUUUAUCUACCAUCGACAUUUGUGGCUACUCUUUUCAGCAUGGGGAUCUUCAACUUUGACUUUGACAACGGCAAGAAUGGGCGUCUUGUCAUGUCCAGCCAAUGGUGGAUGUACAUCAUCGUCGCAAUACCACUGACUAUUGGAACGUUUUACUGGUUCAGAGCAGUUACAAGAUCGCACAAACAGGCAAGCCAGAAAGCAGAACGAGAAGCCAAGCAGCCUGAAUGA
This is a messenger RNA of Fusarium odoratissimum NRRL 54006, 1488 nucleotides long. RefSeq lists its product as uncharacterized. The coding region runs from base 1 to 1488 and encodes 495 amino acids. The transcript is spliced from 7 exons. NCBI's taxonomy places the organism in Eukaryota, Fungi, Ascomycota, Sordariomycetes, Hypocreales, Nectriaceae. The record is from RefSeq and is a predicted model, not a curated record.